GCGAUACAUGAGGCGAGAUAAAUCCAGAUGAGGAUCUAGACGGCGACCUCACAUAAACAUUCCGAAUUAUGAACGCCGAUGGCCCGUGGAACCUGGCAUAGCCCAACGACCCGAGAGUUAGCGAAAACCAAAGUCGUUGCUUACCGGUAGAGGGACUCCAACGGUGAUGCCGAGAUGCCAACUGCGGGUACCUACUCCGUAUUGAUUGAAUCACCUACGGAGUACUCUGUAGAAGUCCCCUGAUUCACUGUGCAGGUGGAACUUUAGCGCCAUGAGAUCGGAUUGAGCGCGGCAUCGCGUUUACCCAGUUGAACAUACUGGAUACCAUGCCGCUUUCACCGCAGAACGCCGCCAUCACUGCCGCUGCUCUCGAAUCUUGUUACGGCGUUCUGCGGCAUAAUCGAGCUUUACUUUAUAUUUAAGAUACUAUAUGCUGCCACGCCCAUUCUGGAAUUCUCGCGGGCGAUAUAGGGACAUGAACCGCUGGAGCUGGAGAGCGAGUGGUCGGCCGUCCAUCCGGUUUACCAUCUGUCAUGGCUCUGUUGGAAAGACGCUUCGGUGACGGCAUGUUUUGCAUUACAACAAGAGAUUGGGGGUUUGCUUCCUGGGCAGCCGAUACUCAGCUCUGUAACAUUAGCAAUCAGAUGCGCAGUUCUCUCGAACAUUGAAAAAGAUUGUCCCAAAAUCACCUCUCAUUGUAGCAUAUCCUCGGAGUUCUCUACUUACAGGCAGUUUUGUUUGAAUUGAAGCCCAUUCGGCGACUCGGGCAUAGUUCGGUGACUGUUUGCGCCGGACGAGUUCGGAAGAAACUGACAUCAUCUACCGUCAUGCAAGAAAAACGUUACACUCGGCCAUGAAAAUUUGUCUGCCAUUUAUAUACAUGAGGAUAAGUAAGAGGGGAUCUGGGAUGCUCAUCAAUUACAGAAAGCACCAUUGCCCCAAUAUCGCAAACCUCACGAAUUUAUCACGACACUAGUACAUCAACCUCACCUCACGUUUACGGCAUCUUUCAGGUACUUAACUUAGUACUGAAACUCAGCAACCUCUCAGUUGACCCACCCUGGGCUUAAACCACGCUGCAAUCCACCUCAUUCGGUUUCUUAUCAUACCACCACCUUCGCCCUGAAAACAAAACACCGUAAACUAUUGCGCCCUGAGAGAAAUCCCGUCCUUACUACAGAUUUGCCGCUUCUCCCACGAUCGUCUUUCCCCUCAAUCCCCGUCCAGCCCUAAAUCGCAAUCAUGAAGAUUCUUACAAAGGAAGAAGAGGAGGCGCACUACUCAGCUGUCGUCAAGGGCGGUCUCAUCGGAGGUAGUCUUGGUCUUGCUGUUGGCGUUGGAGGUGUCAUGUUUGCUUCAAGGCGAUACCCUGCUUUCCGCGGCCUCACAAUCCCUUUCAGAACGUUCCUAGUCACAUCCGCCGGCACCUUUGGCGCCAUUAUCAACGCCGAUCGCUGGUCCAUGGAUUUCCAGAAGAAGCAGAAUCCCAUGAACUUUUACGAAGACCAGACCCAGCGCGCCCAGCAGAUCGUUCGCGAGAACCAGACGACCUGGGAGCGCUUCAUGGAGUACGGUAAGGAGAACCGCUACUCUAUCGUAUUUGUCUCAUGGCUCGCAUCCAUGGGUGUCGCUUUCGCGCUUGUGAGCCGUUCACCCAUGAACACAGCCAACAAGGUUGUACAGGCCCGUGUGUAUGCUCAGGGCCUGACCCUCGCGGUUCUCAUCAUCUCAGCUGUCUUUGAGAUGAACGAUGCCAAGAAGGGUGAGGGUCGCUGGCAGACCGUCAUGGUCGUCGAUCCCGAGGAUCCCGAGCACAAGCGACUCAUUGAGAAGAAGAUUCAUAAGGAGGAGUAUGAGGGCCAAGACCUCUGGAAGGAUAUGGUCGCUGCUGAGGAGCGCCGAAUGGCCGCUAAGAAGCAAGGUGAGAGCAAGGCUUAAAAUCACCACGUUAUCUUUUUAUGACGACAAAAAGAUCUCAUACAACUCGAUACCAAAUAACCUUCAAAUUCAUCAUUAAUACCACGCCGAGCUCAAGUCGCCAAACGCAGGAGGAAAGAAAUUGUAUAUCUGUCACCAACAAACCGAUGUUUCAUGGGCCAAUGAUGUCGAGAUGGAAAGGAAGUGGCUAUUAUCAACUGGGACAGUCAUUGGAACGAAACUUUGUUGUGGUUUGUCUUUUCUAUGCGCAUAGAGUGGGUGGGAUGGUUCCUUGGAGUUACAACCUCUUAAGAUUGGUCUGGAACAUGUUUGGUCGGGGUUUGAAUUGCAUCCAAUGUAUCAUAUGUAGCCAUGACAGCGAGAAUCAAGCAAGCAUCAUCAUCUCAAGUAUAUACAGAGGGCAUAUCAAGAUGACCCAGCAUCUCAUUUUUCUAGACGAGUAGGUUAACCAAGAUCUGUACCACCGACUCCCUGCUAGCCCUCUGUUGAAGGGUCCAUUUACCGUCCCAGAACAACAAAUUGAUGAUCAAACACCCUAAUAUAUCCAAAAAGAGCUGCAUUAGCUCAUAUGUCUAAACCUCGAUGGUAAAGUGGCUAAUUUGCGAAUAAUAUGCAUGCACAGCUAGCUCUAACAGCAUAACAUCGCC
Fusarium verticillioides 7600 is the source of this 2585-nucleotide messenger RNA. RefSeq lists its product as hypothetical. Gene Ontology annotation, cellular component: mitochondrial inner membrane. Gene Ontology annotation, biological process: mitochondrial respiratory chain complex IV assembly. The coding region runs from base 1243 to 1938 and encodes 231 amino acids. Lineage: Eukaryota; Fungi; Ascomycota; Sordariomycetes; Hypocreales; Nectriaceae. The record is from RefSeq and is a predicted model, not a curated record. The transcript has 2 exons.